AUGGGCUCCAUUGCGAACAACGUGAAAGGAACCAAUGAAUCAACAUCGAAGCCAAGAGCAUUCGAAUAUCCGCCGGCUCCUUAUCAAGUACUAGAUCAGUACCAUUCAAAGCCAUGCAAAAUACGUGUGGCAUGUAUUGGGGCUGGCGCUACUGGGCUCUGUACUGCCUACAAGAUGGAGAGAAUGCUCGAGAAAAACUCUUGGGAGCUUACUCUUUUCGAGAAGAAUGACCAUUUCGGUGGAACUUGGUACGAGAAUACCUAUCCGGGCGUCGCAUGUGAUAUCCCCUCGCCCCUGUAUACAUUUUCGUUCGACCCAAAUCCGAACUGGUCUCAUUACUUUGCCUAUGGUCCAGAAAUCCAAGAAUAUUUUGAAGGAUUUGCUCGCAGAUAUGAUCUGGAGAAAUACAUGAAAACAAACACGAAGGUAGUGGAAGUGUCUUGGGACCAAAACCUGGGAGUCUGGAACAUUACUCUCGAGGAUCAGACAACAAAGAAAACUUGGUAUGACUGGGCGCAUGUAUUGAUUAACGGCACGGGCAUCCUCAAUACCUGGAAGUGGCCCGAAGUUAAAGGCCUCUUUGACUUCAAAUGGCCCAUGAUGCACUCUGCCAGGUGGGACCACUCUGUUAGCUUUAAGGGAAAGGCUGUCGGUGUUAUUGGUACGGGGAGUACAUCAGUCCAGAUUAUUCCUGUUCUUCAAAAGGUGGCUAAUAAAGUCGACGUCUUUAUGAGAUCGCCAACGUGGAUCAGCCCUCCUUUUGGCGCUACUGCCCUCGCCCAACUUCGAAAAGGUGUAGAGCCUCCACCUGGGCAGCGUCAGUACAAAUUCACAGAGGAGGAUAAGAAAAGGUUUCGAGACGAUCCUGAAUACUUCCUCCGAUUCCGCAAAGAGAUAGAGGCGGAGAUCAACUCCCUGUUUGAGAUGUAUAUUAGCAGGUCUGAUGUACAAGUCCAGUUCCGCGAUGUCAUCGAGAAAGAAAUGCUUCGUAGAUUGGGCCCUGGGAACGAGAAACUCAAGGAGUUUAUCAUACCCAAGUGGAGUGUUGGUUGUCGCCGCGUAUCACCUGCAGAUGGGUAUCUUGAGGCGCUAGCAUCCGAAAACGUCACGCCCGUUUUUGGUGAGAUUGAAAGAGUCACGGAAAAUGGACUGGUGGUCGGUGGUGAGGAGAGGAAAGUCGAUAUCCUCAUCUGUGCCACGGGCUUCACUCCGGCGUUCAAGCCAGCAUUCAAGGUCUUCAACGGUAAGAAAACACUUUCUGAGGAUUGGGGCGAUUCCUGUAAUAUGUACCUUGGAGUAGCUGCACCGAGGUUUCCAAAUUACUUUACAAUUGUAGGCCCCGGAGCGACUUGGUCUAAUGGCACCUUGAUCCCCGGGAUUGAGACAUCGGUUGAAUACAGCAUUAAAAUGAUAAAGAAGAUACAGACAGAAGGACUCCUAUCGGUCGCUGUAAAGCAAGAAGCACUGGAUGAUAUCUAUGAGCAUUUCGACGCUUUCCACCAAGAUACAGUUUGGAGUGAGGAAUGUAGAUCAUGGUUCAAGGACGGCAAGACGAAACGUCGGAUAUAUCUCUGGCCUGGACCUACAAUCCACUUCUUGAAAACCAUCAAAGACCCCAGAAUCGAAGACUAUGACAUUGUGUACCGGUACAGGAACAGGUUUGCUUUCCUUGGCAAUGGUACUGUAAAAGCCAGCGUCACUAAGGAUGUUCUGGGUCUGAGCCCAUAUGUUCGCAACUCAGAUCAUCCAUGGGCGAUAGAAUAG
Messenger RNA from Exophiala aquamarina CBS 119918, 1764 nucleotides. RefSeq lists its product as uncharacterized. The transcript is spliced from 8 exons. The record is from RefSeq and is a predicted model, not a curated record. Gene Ontology annotation, molecular function: N,N-dimethylaniline monooxygenase activity; NADP binding; flavin adenine dinucleotide binding. Lineage: Eukaryota; Fungi; Ascomycota; Eurotiomycetes; Chaetothyriales; Herpotrichiellaceae. Bases 1 to 1764 code for a protein of 587 amino acids.